AUGCUGAUGACAAGCGUCUCGCCGGGCGCGCGCCCACUGCUGAGUUCGCACUGCCACCCUGCGAACGGUAGCGCGCCGGGGAAGCGAUUACUUCCAACGACGCCCGGACUCGCAGCUUCGGCUGUGUUUUGCGCCGCCGCCGUCAACCUCCCGUCGACCUUCGGAACGCACGCACAGCGGCGCGGCGCGCUGGUUAUCCGAAACGCAUUACCGGCGGCGACCGGCGCGCACGCGCGCGAGGUGGUGUUGCAGCCCGACGAGCCCAUGCCGGAGUUCCUGGCGCCACUGGAGAACCUCACGGCCACGCAGGGCCGUGACGUCACCUUCACGUGCGUCGUCAACCACCUGGGCAAGUACAAGGUGGCGUGGAUCAAGUCCGACUCCAAGGCGAUCCUCGCGAUCCACACGCACCUCGUGGCCCACAACCCGCGCCUCACCGUCACCCACAACGGGCACAACACGUGGAAGCUGCACAUCAAUUCCGUGCACCAGGACGACUCCGGAAUCUACAUGUGCCAGGUCAACACGGAGCCCAUGCGUAGCCAGAUGGGCCACCUGGACGUGGUGGUGCCUCCCGACAUCCUGAGCAACGGCUCGACGGACAGCGCGACGGCGCCGGAGGGCGGCACUGUGCGGCUGCGCUGCGUCGCCACCGGCGUGCCGCCGUCGCGGGUCACCUGGCGGCGAGAGGACGCCAAGGAGAUCGUGCUGCGCCAGGAGGGCGGCCGCGACAAGCAGAGUGUGCUCUACUUCGAAGGCGAGACUCUGACGCUGACGGGCGUGCAGCGGAGCGACAUGGGGGUCUACCUGUGCAUAGCCUCCAACGGGAUCCCGCCGUCCGUCAGCAAGAGGUUCCCCGUCACGGUGCUCUUUGCGCCGCUGGUGAAGGUGUCCAAUCAGCUGGUGGCGGCGCCCGUCGGCAGUGACGUCACCAUCAACUGCUACGUGGAGGCGUCGCCGGGGGCGCUCUGCACCUGGCACAAGGACACAGACGGGAAGCUGAUGGAGGGCAGCAAGUACGCGAUGAGCGAGACGCCGAUGGGGUAUUCCCUGGUGAUGAACCUCACCAUCCGCUCCCUGGAGGCGCGCGACUUCGGCAGCUACACCUGCAUGGCGAAGAACCCGCUGGGCAGCGCCGAUGGAACCAUACGGCUCCAAGAUGAUCCAACUCUUCCUGUGACAACACCAUAA
Molecule: messenger RNA, 1191 nt
Organism: Schistocerca americana (American grasshopper)
Lineage: Eukaryota; Metazoa; Arthropoda; Insecta; Orthoptera; Acrididae
Product: lachesin-like
Exons: 8
Coding region: 1-1191 (396 amino acids)
Cellular component (GO): neuron projection
Source: RefSeq, a predicted model, not a curated record